This is a messenger RNA of Chara braunii, 4346 nucleotides long. Lineage: Eukaryota; Viridiplantae; Streptophyta; Charophyceae; Charales; Characeae. The record is from the annotation of a GenBank genome assembly.
GGGUAGGGUUACGUGGUGAGGAGUGGGACCCUUGUCGUGCACCAACACCACGAUGGACGACUACCCGAUGUAUGGGUUGCUGGUUGGGUUCUCCCUCUGGGGGACCCUCUGCCGUCUCCUCUUUUCUCUGGGAUUUUGGCAUACCUUUGCGUGUAGAGUAGGCCACCCAACCAUACACGAAGGAGGAGGAGGAGAAGAUGGUCGCCAUCCUGCAGGAGAGGAAGGAGAAGGAGGCCAAGAAGAAGGCCUUGAAAGAGGAACAGGCGGCCAAACUAAAGAAGAUGGAAGAAGAGAUGGCCAGGGAGAAAGAGAGGUUGAAAAAGGAAGAAGAAGAGAAGCUGAAGGAGGUGGAUGAAGAAGAGGAAGGACCGCCACUGCAAAAGAGUGGGCAGCACAGCGGCAGCAGCAGUGAUGAGAUGGAGAAGAAAAUUUCGGAGUGGGUCGCCAACUUAUCCCUCGGUGAGGAGGAAGAGGUUGCUAUGUACAUCCCCAAGGAUGAGCAAGAAGCCGCCAUGAAGAAAUGGGAAGUAGAAGAAGAUGUUCUGACACGGCGGGCGAUGGAGGAUGAACAGAGGAUGGCGUGGAAGCUCRCAGUGAUGAGGGAGAAGAAGAGAAGAGUGCAGGCGGCGAAUGCAGCAAUGCAAGAACUAGCGGAGGUGAGGACUGCCUUAACAACACAAUUGACUCCGCAAGUAGAUCUCCAACGCAAAGUGGAGAUCAUCGCCCAGAGCGUUGACCGGUUAGCUAAAGUGCAAGAAAAGCACUAUGAGUUUAGUCGCAACCAGGAGAUAUCCGUGCGUUCGAUGCGAACGGGAUUACGGGAUUUUGCUCGCGAACUAGUAGGCGCUGUGGGAUCCGAGGUGAGUCAUCGCCUCGAGAAGACUGAGCGUUUUUGYGUCGGCGCCAUCGAAGGCRUCAAGGUGGCCGCUCCCAAGGAGGAGGAGGCCCGUCCUCGCARGGAGCCAGUCAAAGUCAAAUUCCCUGAUUCCUACAGUGGGAAAAGGGAAGAGAACUUUGACAAUUGGGAGGCCAAUGUUAAGACCUAUGUGCAUUUGCAACAGGUCUCCCCGGAUCAGCAGGUCCUGAUCGCGAUCCAUGCACUUAGAGACGAGGCCGCCAGUUUCGCGAGAUCCCUUGUUCGUGCUGCCAACUGGAGUGACGAUCCAGUUGCAUACUCAUCGUUUACGUCCCUCAUUGAAUUCUUGAAGCUGCUGCGCGAGCGAUUCGCUGAUGUUGCCCGUAGUGUCAAAGCCUCAGAUAGGCUUCAGACAAUACACUCGCGCCAAUGGAAGAGUGCAAGGGCACUCAAGGGCACAAUGGAUGAGUUGGUGGYUGUUCCUGACCACAAGGUCACGGAAACCCAGUUGGUCAACCUUUUCUACCGGGCUAUGCCCGAAACGCUGCGUGGUCACUUCUUUGACAAGAGUCAGGACCCUGCUAUGACUUACGAUAUACUUAGCAGGGAAGUGGUCGCGUUCGAGGCGAAGUCUGCGUCGAUUUCCACCUUCUGGCACAAAGAUUUAGACAAGGGCAAAAAGUGGAAGGGCCGCACUAUCUCAGGGCAAGUCAAGACCAAGGAUAGCCUUGUGCUCACUUUAGAUGAGGGUAGUGUGGACGAGAUCCCCUACGACCAGAUUGAAUGGGGGUUCGAGGAGGAGGACAGUAGUGUGGGCCAGGGGAGGGCUUACGCUGCUGUCGCGGCUGGAGGGAAGCCGCAAGGAGGACGAGGCCAAGGGCAAGGGGGGCCGAGCCUCAGGGAGCCGGUUCCAGGGCGAUCAGGGGGUUGGAGGCAGAGGAGGGAACCGCCAAGCGGGAGUAUCGAGAGACCCGAACGGCUGCUCAAGAGCCAAACGGCAGCCGCCGGUAGGGGUAGCAACUGCCCUACCACUAGGCCAUGUGGGGAAAAUAGUGCUAGCCGGCAGGAGACUCCCACACCACAUGUGCCUACGGCAGAGGUUACAGGCCGGUGUCUAGACAGCUGUCCCGAGACUGCUUGUGUUACAGUUUCGCUAGACACCUCCCUCACAGGCGUGGCGGAAGAGUUGAAGGAGAGGAGGCCCGCCUGGGCCAAGAUGAAGAAGGAGAAUAAAGGGCAACUAAUUUUAUUAGAUGCAGAGAUUUUUAGAAGUAGAGUAGGGGCCCUAGUAGACUCAGGGGCCACCCGCAGCUAUAUUAGUAAGCAAGCACUGCAGAAGUUGAGGCUGGGACUUAAGGUCCAGAAACUGACAGACCCCAUAGUUAGUAUCCUCGCGGACAAUCGUACCAUGGUUGUAGAGGAUUACGUAGAGGGAGUUCAGGCGUAUUUCCCCCUAGAGAAAGAUGGGAAGGUGGAGAAGGUCCUCCACUCCCUGACUCUCCUCGUAGAGGACAGCCUCCCGUUUGAUAUAGUACUGGGAAUGGAUUGGGGAGAGGCAGCCGGGGCAACGCUCCAUCUGAAGGAGCACGAGUGUAGACUCCCUAGUUCUGCAGGCGAGGCUAAGACUGCCCGCCUGUUUCAUGUGUCAGGAGUAGAGAAUUCCUUGGCACAUUGCUGCCUUAGUGCCCCUGCGUUCGCCAGAUUGGUGAAGAAGGAGAAAUUAGAGGAACAGGUCUUUGUUGCCUAUGUUAGGCCCGUCACUGAGCCUACGGAAGAGAAGCCGAUGGACCCUGCGAUUGCCAAGCUGCUGAAGGAGUUUAAGGAUUUGACUGAGCCGCCGACAGGCACGGUGCCGCGGCCCAUCCAGCACCGUAUCGAGAUAGAGCCUGGCAGUAAAACUCCUAAGGGUGCUGUGUAUAGGAUGUCCCCGCGGGGGUUAGAGGAGCUUCGCAAGCAAUUAGACGAGCUCCUCCAGAAGGGUUGGAUUAGGCCCAGUUCGUCUCCUUUCGGAGCGCCUGUUCUCUUUGUUCCUAAGAAAGAGGGACAGCUGAGAAUGUGCAUAGACUAUAAGGGUCUGAAUGCUAUUACAGUAAAGAAUGCUGCGCCACUGCCUAGGAUCGACGAUCUCUUAGAUCGAGUGCAGGGGGCUAAGUAUUUCUCUAAGAUAGACGUAAAGUCCGGAUAUCAUCAGAUAGAGGUACACCCUGAUGAUCAGUAUAAGACAGCCCUCCGGACUAGGAAGUUCGUAAGGAACUUCUCCACCAUCGCUGCGCCCCUUCGCAGAUUGCUGAGAAAAGAGACAAUCUGGAAGUGGGACAAGGACUGCACGUCCGCCAUGAAGAAGCUAAAGCAGGCGUUGAUAGAGUAUCUGGUCCUUAAGGUCGCCGAUCCGUCCUUGCCUUUUGUUGUUACUACGGAUGCUAGCCAGUACGGCAUAGGCGCAGUGUUACAGCAAGACGAUGACAAUGGCUAUAGACCCGUAGAGUUCAUGUCCGCBAGRAUGCCUUCAGAGAAGGUHGCGACAUCUACCUAUGAGAGGGAACUCUACGCUCUCAGGCAAGCAUUAGACCACUGGAAGCACUACUUGCUUGGGAGGCACUUCAAAGUCUAUUCGGACCAUGAAACGUUACGGUGGUUAAAGACCCAGGCCAAGAUGACAACUAAGCUUACUAGGUGGGCCGCAGAGAUAGAUCAGUACGACUUCGAGCUCAAGCCUGUCAAAGGGAAGUACAACGUAGUCGCGGAUGCUCUGAGUAGGAGAGCAGAUUACUUUGGGGCAAUAGUACAUUACCUCGAUAUAGGAAAGGAUCUGCAGCAGAAGGUUAGAGAAGCCUACGCGCAGGACCCUAUCUAUAGUGAGUUCCUCACGCGAGUCAAGGAGGCCCCAGAGACCGAGCCGAACUACCGCACUACUGGAGGGUUACUCUUCGAGAAGACUAAUGUCUUUGACCAGUUGUGCAUCCCCAAAAGCGAAGAGAUCCGUAGUCUGAUUAUGGGGGAAUGUCACGACACAGAGGGUCAUUUCGGUUGGCAAAAUACUUUGGUCAAUCUGAUGCGCGCGUAUACCUGGCCAGGGAUGAAGAAUGACUGCGUAGAGUAUGUUCGCAGUUGCAAAGUCUGCCAGCGUAAUAAGAGUUCUACGCGCGCCCUGCUAGGUCUUCUCAGACCCUUGCCCAUUCCGGAUCAGCCGGGAGACUCAGUGUCAAUAGAUUUCAUGCACACUCAAGUCAAGAGCAGGCAUGGCAAGAGCCAAGUCAUGGUCAUAGUUGACCUUCUGAGGCGCGUACUGAUUUAGUCAUACAAAGGUUCUUUAACUGCUGGGUUAGAGAGAACGGAAUCCCGCUGUCUAUAGUUAGCGAGAGAGAUAGUCGCUUUACUAGCCAGAACUGGCAAGAACUCAUGGGAGUAUACGGAUCUAAGUUGUUGAUGUCGUCCGGCCGCCAUCCAGAGACCAACGGUCAGACAGAGCAAAUGAACAAGAUCCUACAGC